Alosa alosa (allis shad) is the source of this 8500-nucleotide messenger RNA. Its product is annotated as histone acetyltransferase KAT6B-like. Gene Ontology annotation, molecular function: DNA binding; histone acetyltransferase activity. The record is from RefSeq and is a predicted model, not a curated record. Gene Ontology annotation, biological process: nucleosome assembly; regulation of DNA-templated transcription. Gene Ontology annotation, cellular component: MOZ/MORF histone acetyltransferase complex; nucleosome. Lineage: Eukaryota; Metazoa; Chordata; Actinopteri; Clupeiformes; Clupeidae.
GCCUCUAAAAGUCACCCUACGCUAGGCUUUCUUGUCCUGUCAAAAUAUGAUUAGCGCACAAAGUAAACGAGUGUGUCAUCUCCAUUACAUGAGUUGGCACCUUAAGAGGCGGGUCAAUUGUAGGUAGUGGCAAAUUAUGUAGCCAACACACGCCCCUUUUGGUUACGCGUAUAUGUAAUGAUUGACAUGUACUUUAUCAAACCAGAAAUCUGAUCUUGUCUUUACAACCAAUAUUAAAGUUGCUAGGGAGGGCACAUUAGUGUGUAGGUAAGGUUUAAUGAGACUCCAUUGGAUUGUAAUCAGUGUCAUGUCGGAUUCAUGUAAACUACAACAUUGUAACAAAAUGGCGACUGUUUUAGGCAACAUCAGCAGCAGGCACCAGCAGUGCUCUUCGCAACCUCACUACUAAAUUUCAAGGUGUCCCAGUGGAAUUACAAAAUGUGUCUGUACACCAGCUCUUUGGUUGAUGAGCAUUCUGUCUAUUGAGGAAUUAUCUCUGAAUCGUUAUUCGUCUCCGUCACCAUACCUGGGAAUUACAUAAACAUGUCUUGAUGUUGCUCUGCAUCACUCAUCACUUGCAUUGUCCUGAGGAUGUUUUAACAGUCUCACGUCGUGGAGGAAGAGGACGGAAUUAGGCCUAUUUAUGGAUCGCUUUUUCCUACGCCAUACUGCGCAACCAUGGUAAAACUCGCCAACCCUCUGUACACGGAGUGGAUUUUAGAGGCAAUUCAGAAGAUCAAACGGCAAAAGCAGCGGCCUUCCGAGGAGCGGAUUUGCCACGCUGUUGCCACCUUGCACGGCUUGGACAAGAAGACCGUUCUCGAGCAGUUGGAAUUAGGUGUUCACGAUGGCGCCGUGCUCAAGGUUACCAACAAGGGCAGUGCCUCGUAUAAAGACCCGGGUCAUCCUGGACGUAUGGCCUCUGUCAACCACGGGUCAGCCCAGACUGCACCCCUGCAGACCACCAACAAUAAAGGAUCUACCUUGAGCUCUGGAGACCUGCGGCACAUCGACUGGAAUAAGGUCCUUCGGCGGGCCAUUGAGGGCUUGGAUGACUCGCAUGGCUCCUCACUGAAGAACAUCGAGCGCUACCUGAGGAACCAGGAGGACUUGGUCCACGUCAUCGCCAACCCUGCCUUCCAGCAGCGACUCCGACUGGCCGCCAAGCGGGCUGUGAGCAGCGGGCGCCUCCUGAAGAACGGGCCGCGUUACCGGCUCAGCAGCGGCAGUGACGCCGGGAGGGGAGCCGGCAUCCGCGGGGCCUGUGCCUCUGGGUCACCCACGCCGACCAUCACCCUGCUACCGCACGAGAGAGAUCAGACUCGGGCUGACCCCAUUCCCAUCUGCAGCUUCUGUCUGGGAACGAAGGAGACCAACCGGGACAAGCGGCCGGAGGACCUCCUGUCCUGUGCAGACUGUGGAAGCAGUGGCCACCCUUCAUGUCUGAAGUUCUCGCCUGAGCUGACGGCUAACGUGAAGGCCCUACGGUGGCAGUGUAUCGAGUGCAAGACGUGCAGUUCAUGUCGAAUACAGGGCAAAAAUGCGGACGAGAUGCUCUUCUGCGAUUCCUGCGAUCGGGGUUUCCACAUGGAGUGCUGCGACCCUCCAAUCUCUAGAAUGCCAAAAGGAACGUGGGUCUGUCAGGUGUGCAGGCCGAGGGGAGGCAGCAGGAUGCUGCUGCACCGAAAAGCCGAUCAGAUCCGACGGCGGUACGCAAAGCCCGUAGGCCGGCCGCGGAAGAAAUUCAAGCAAAGAAUGUCUGUUACCGGGGGCGAUGGCUCUGAGAUUGCGCUGGCAGGAAGGGGGUCACCUGGUGCAGAGCAGAGCGCCCUUCGGAGACCAGGGCGAGAGCGGCAGCCGCAGCCACUGCCGCCGGUGGCCGUGGCCAGAGAGCACGUGACCGAGGAGGACGUGGAGAUCUUCAGGCGGGUCCAGGAGAUCUCCGCACAGAGAACGGGAAGUAUGAACAGCACCGACUCCUCGUGCCGUAGCCCUGCGGUCAUCGAGUUUGGAAAGUACGACAUUCAAACGUGGUACUCCUCACCUUAUCCACCUGAAUACUCCCGGUUACACAAGCUCUACCUAUGUGAGUUCUGUCUGAAGUACAUGCGGAGCAAGAACAUCCUGCAGCGGCACGUCAAGAAGUGCAUCUGGGUCCACCCGCCCGCCAAUGAGAUCUACCGCAAGGCUGACCUCUCAGUGUUCGAGGUUGAUGGCAACGUGAGCAAGAUCUAUUGCCAAAACCUCUGCCUGCUCGCCAAGCUUUUCCUGGACCACAAGACGCUAUAUUACGAUGUGGAGCCUUUUCUCUUCUACGUUCUCACAAAAAAUGAUGAAAAAGGCUGUCAUCUCGUUGGCUAUUUCUCAAAGGAAAAGCUUUGCCAGCAGAAGUACAAUGUCUCCUGCAUAAUGAUCAUGCCCCAGUACCAAAGGCAGGGCUUCGGCCGCUUCCUCAUUGAUUUCAGUUACCUUCUCUCGCGGCGGGAAGGACAGGCAGGCUCCCCGGAGAAGCCGCUAUCAGAUCUGGGCCGCCUGUCCUACGUGGCCUACUGGCGCAGCGUGCUGCUGGAGCAGCUGGCCGCGUUGGCUGACCGAUGCCUCAGCGUCAAGGGCCUGAGUCGCGCCACGGGCAUGUGCCCGCACGACAUUGCCGCCACGCUACAGCAGCUCAACAUGAUCGACAGGCGCCACGGCAGGUUUGUGAUUGUACGGCGAGAUGACCUAAUCCAUGAACACAUGGAGCGACUGAGAGCUUGCCCACGGGUCAAUGAGGUCGACCCCGCCUACCUGCGUUGGUCGCCCACGGUUACAGUGAACGCCGUGCUGUCAGAGGAAGAACGCGAGGCAGAGAUGGAUGCGGAGCGGCUGACUGCUCGAGCCAGCUGCUGGGAGAAGGAGGAGAGGGACGUCUUCGGCGGCCACAGCCAUGUCGGCCGCCGGCCUCUGGCCAAAGUGCGCUGCAAAAACCCGCACCGGUCCUCCGCUCACCGCUCGUCCACACACGACAGCGAGGAUGAUGACAGUGAUGAUUACGAGGAUGAAGACGAUGAUGAUGAUGAUGACGAGGUGGAGGAGGAUGAAGAGUAUGAUAGUUCUCCACCCAUCCUUACCAAGGCGCAGGCCAUGUUUGGGGGCAAGAGGAAGAAACCCAUUGCCCUCAAGAAGAAGCGUGGCCGCAAGCGCAAACGCAUCAACAGCAGCGUCACCACGGAGACCAUCUCCGAGACGACGGAGGUCCUGAACGAGCCCUUCGAGAACUCAGAGGACGAGAGGCCCAUGCCGCUCUUGGAGCGCUCGGCGCGGUUAGGAGACAUGAGCGAAGAAGAAGAGGAGGAGGAGGAGGAGGAGGAGGAGGAGGAGGUGAAGCUACACCGCAGAGACGAAGAGAUGGAGACUCUCAUCGUACGUCCGGCCAAGAGACGCAGGGGUCGGCCGAGGCUGGUGAAGAGUGAGGAGCGCGACAAUCGGAAUGAAGGUUCUGAUGUCCCAAAGAAAGUGGGGAACCCCCGCCCGGUCAAGCGCAAGAAGGGCUGGCCGAAAGGCGUCAAGCGUGGCCCCCCGAAGUGGCGGCUGAAGAAGGAGUGUAAGAUGGGCUUCAAGCUCAACCUCUACACCCCACCUGAGACGCCCCUGGAGGCGGACCACCACAUCCCCGCUGAGGACCCCCGGGUUGGGGGUGGAGUCACUGGGGGCCAUGACCUGCUGGAGCCCCCGACCAUCACGGAGGAGGCCAGCGAGACCGGCAUGGGCCCGGGGUCAGUGGGGACUGACACGGAGGCGGGCAGGGUGCGCUCGGAGCCCCAGAGCCCGGACCGGCCCCUUGUCAGUCAGCCAGGAUCACCGGAGGAAUCGCCGGACCAGGAGGACGAGCUCCAGCAGUCUGUGGCUUCACCAGAGCAAGAGCAGGAGGAUGAAGAGAAUGACAUGGAGGAUGAUGAUGAUGAGGAAGAGGAGGAUGAAGAUGACGAAGAAGAAGAAGAGGAGGAGGAGGAGGAGGUGGUGGCAGAACGGAUAGAUGUGUCCGCCCGGGUUACAGCAGAGCGAGGAGUAGAGGAGGAGGAGGAGGAAGAGGAUGAUCGUGAGGAUGAGGAGGAUAAUGAGGAAGAGGAAGAAGAGCAGCAGCCCAGUCGUGUGGAGGAGCAGGAUCGGGACGCCGAUGACGAAGACGACAGUCACAACGACUCCGCUUUGGUGGAGAAAGAACAGGUGCCGGCCAAGGCGAGCAGUCCAAAGGAGUCCGCAGACGACGCUCAAGAUUUUUUAGCUCCCAGCGAGCAGAGCAGCCCAGUCCCUCCUCCCGAGGAACCAGUCGUUCCCACCAGCACGGCAGCCUCCCCCUGCAGCAGUCCUGGUAUUCCAGAGCCAGAUGAGCCAGCAAUAUCCAACUUUGAGCCACCUGCGGAAUCUGAACCAGAUGACGAAGAAGAGGAGGAGGAGGAGGAAGAGUUGGCGAGCCAGCCAGGUUGUAAUGCACCUCAGCUUGAGGAACUCGAGCGGCCCCCGCCUAGUCCCCCGAUGCAGGAGAAUCCCCCCUCCGUCUGCCCGGAGACAGACUCGGAGACGGCGCAGGCGGUGCAGUCACUGACCCAGGAGGCCGAUCGUCAGGAGGAGAGCGGAUUGUACGCUGACUGCGUGGAGACACAGGAAGCCUGCCACACGCUGCAGACGUAUGCGCAGCUGGAGCGCAGCGGAGGUGGUGGCGGCAGCAGCCCUGCACCUGCCUCGGCUCACGCCGCGGCGCUGGACGACUACUCGCAGUCGGAGCGCAGCAGCCCCAUGUCCUCCGUCCCUUCCUCCCACCCCAGCCAAUCGGUGCGCUCCGCUUGCAGCCCUGCCAUCACCAUCCUGGAAACUGCCAGCUACACCCAGAUAAGUCCCGAGCAACAGGGAGGUGGAGGCGGCAACACUGGUGGUGGUACCAUAUCUGCCCCCUCCCUGGCUAUGGAAACUAGCCCCAUGAUGGACCUGCCGUCGGUGUCGGACCACUCGCAGCAGGUGGUGGACAGCGGCUUCAGCGACCUGGGCAGCAUCGAGAGCACCACGGAGAACUACGAGAACCCCAGCAGUUACGACUCAUCGCUGGGCGGGGGAGCAGGGGCGGGAGGAGGAGGCGGCCCAACAUCCGGUCCGGGGGGCCCGAACCAGAGCAGCUGUUCGUACGGUGGCCUGGGGCCUAACGGUAGCUGUGCAGUGAGCCAGCAGAUGGCUGGCCUCGCAGCAGCAGCAGCAGCAGCAGCCCGCAGCACCCUGAGCUCGCCACAGCACUGCAUCAGCAGCGUGAAGUCGCCGCAGGGCUGCGUGGUGGUGGUGGAGCGGCCGCCCAGUAACAGCCAGCACGGCCCGCACCACGCAGGACACCCCCAGCACGGCCCGCACGCUGGGCAACAUCCGCAGCACGGCCACGGGGGACCGCUCGGGCACGGGCAUGGCCAGCACACUUCGCACAGUCACCUUAGCCAACAUGGACAGCUCCACCCGUCGCACCCUCAGCACCCGCACCACCCACAACACGUGGUUCACAACCCACAUGCCCCACAUCCGCACCCGUCUCAGACCCAACACGGCCAACAUGGCUCCCACGGUCAGCACCCCCAGCUUGUCCAGCAUGGUCAGCACGGUCCACAGCAACAGCAGCAGCAGCAAGUGCUCCAUGCUCCACACCCGACGCAGACCCAGCACGGUGGGGUGCACGGACAGCAACACAUGCCGACGCGGGGGGCGGCUCAACACGGUCAGCUCGCUCACCACCACCACCACACUCAUGGGUCGCCCCAGACUCCGCACCGGCAGCACGCCGCAGCUGCUGCCGCUCUGAGCCAGCACGCUCAGCAGCACUCCUCCGCCCAGCACGCGGCGGCAGCGGCAGCAGCCGCCCACGCCCAACGUGCCCAACACGGCCCCGUGCUUAGCCACGGGCACAGCCACGGGCACAGCCACGGGCACAGCCACGGGCAGCACAGUCUCCAUCACCACCCCCAGCAGCAGUGCGGCCUGUCCUCCAACUUCUCCAGCCCCAUGCAGCUGGCCGAGAUGUCCGGGGACUCCGGGGGCCCCCACCCUCCUCGCCCCAGCCUGAGCCUGUACGAGCGCAUGGCCGCGCCCGGCGAGUACAGCGCACCCUAUGGACAGCCGUCGGCCACGUUCAGCCUGGCCAAGCUGCAGCAGCUCACUAACACGUUGAUGGAGCACCCGUUCAGCCACACCACGGCGCCUCCGCACCCCAUCGGCUCCUAUGCAAGCAGCGGCCCCACGCUCUCCUCGCAGCUCGGGCACGGUCACGGCGUUCCCCCGAGUAGCGGCGGGCCCCCUCAGCCCCAGGCGCCCCCCACGCCCAACCUCACCCCGCCUCCCAUAAUGCUCCAGCGAAACAUGGCCGCCGCUGCAGCGGCAGCUGGCAUGGGCCUUCCGUCAUCGCAGAGGAUCCAGACGCAGGUGGGCGGCGGGGGCAGCAGUGGUGGUAGCGGUGGCGCUUCUGCAUCCUCCUCUGCCAAGAGUCACGCAAGCGCCCGGUCAAAGUCUACCCCGUUGGCACACCCCCCUCACCCGGCUUCGCACCACCAUGCACCCCCCCACGCUCAUGCCCAUGCGCACGCCCACCCUCACCCCCAUGCCCACCCCCAUCACCACCACCAGCAGCAACAGCAGGUGUCUGUGCCCAUGCAGGCGCCUAGCGGUACGCUGACGGCCAUGCCGCGGCACGUCAACAUGGGCAUGAACAUUGCCGCCUACAAUUCCAUGAACUCCAUGAACGUAUCGACGCUCAACAGCAUGAACAGCUACCGCGUGAGCCAGCCCAUGAUGAACAGCGGUUACCACAGCAACCACGCCUACAUGAACCAGUCGCCGCAGUACCCUAUGCAGAUGGGCAUGAUGGGUGGUCAGCCCUACCCGCAGCAGACAAUGCAGGCCCCGCCGCCACCACAUGGCAACGUGAUGUACUCUGCCGCGGCGGCCGCUGCCGGUCACCACGGUUACAUGACCACGGGCAUAGCCAAACAGUCUCUCAAAGGAUCUUUCAUGAGGCGGUAGCUGAAGCCUACUCAGACACACACAUAUACGCACGCACGCACGCACACACACAUGCAGAGACAGACAUACAGACACACACACGUCCAUAUGGUCUUGAGAUGCACUGCUUUUGCCUUUCUGUUUGUCUCUGAGUCGUUACCCAUUGAAGUUACUGAAAAACCAGCACUUGGCAGGAAUGCAAAAAUUUCAAAUCAACAGUAAAUAAAUAAAUAAAAAAAAUUAAGAUUAAACAGAGAAAGUUAUUUUUGACAUUAGAAAAGCAUUUGUGCUAUUAUUUCUUUCUUCUGAAAAGAAAUUGGAAGCCUUACUUAAUAAAAAGCUAAUAAUGGUAAUAAAAAAAAAAAAAAAAAUUAAUAGCCUUCUGGGGGGGGAUUGGGACUUGAGGGGGCUGGUGUUGGCCAGUUUCGACCCCCGUCCCAUCCCCUCAGGGGCAAAACCGUCUCAUAGCAGCUUCCUAGAAGCCAUGAAAUGUGCCUGCUGCGGACGGAGCGAUCGGACAUCAUGGCCUUUUCCAGCCGACCUGUCAAACAGUGCUGAAAAGUCCGUUUGUACCAUAAUCUUUUUGCCUUUGUACAUUUAAAUUAUUCAGACUUAUUUUGCAAAGUGACGAUUAGCAUGCUACAGAGUCUAUGUUAGUGACAGUGCAUUCAAAGUAGUACUGUACGAGUGUCGUGCUUAAUAGCAAGCCAUUUUUAAAAUGUUGGGCCUUCACAAGGUUUCCCUGGUCCGGGGAAAGAAGAUGACAAAUUAUAUUUUGUUAAUUCCUGAUACUGUACAAAAAAGAAAAUGCCCCUGUAAACUUGGUCCUUGUUUUUUUGUUUUGUUUUCGUUCUUGCUUUUUUUUGUGUUUGAAAGGUUUUAUUGAUAUGUACUGUAUGUAUAAUUCUGAACUCUUUUUGUAACAAAUUUCUUCACGGCAGCUUUCUGUUUUAUAAUGCAGACUGAUGUGUCAGAGUAAUAAAAAACACAUAUAUUUCAGAGUUUGUACCCAGUUCAAUUCCAAAACAUUUCGAAAUGUAGACAGAUCUCACGAAACGAAAGUAAAUGAAUAUAAUAUAGAGACCUAAUUUAGUCCAAAGUUGAUAUUUUACAAAAAAAUGCCUUGGAAUUUACACUUUCAUUCCAUGUGUAGAUUUGUUUUCUAUCUUUAUAAAAUAAUGUUGGAUUUCUAUUUUACAUAAAUGUGGUGUAGAGCCUGUGAAUAGACCAAACGGAAGCUAACAGACAACUGCAUGUAAAAAGCGACUUGUAUUUGUGUUGUUUAUAUCACUCUUUUUGUAGCCUUUGUACCAAUACAGAGUGACUGGUACCAUGGCAACGGAGACAGAGGGUCGGGGUGGGCAAUCCUGGUUAUAUGUACAGAUAACGACGCAACGACAAGUCAUGUAUUUAUGAGUUAUCACUUAGUCAGUCGAAUAAAAAGCAAAAUGCUGUACAUUUUAGCGUAAAAUAAAUUAUGAUCAACCAUGCA